AUGCUGCCGGUAUUAUCGCCACCGAUUCUUGAAAGCUCAUUACUUGAGAGCGGCUACACACAAGAAAGUGAUCAUGUCGUUCAGAACGGCACAUUGGACAAUUGUAGUAAUGCAAGCAGUAGUCUUUAUUGUCGGAAUGUCACGGCUCGUUUUGAGGAAUGCAUUAAUCCAUGUGUGCUCAGUUGGAACGACCUUAGCUAUGUUGUGCAAGAAAGAAGGACUGACAAAAACAUGUACGGCAAAAAGAUCAUUCUCGACAAAGUUAGUGGACGAAGUGCUCCUGGUGAACUCACUGCUAUUAUUGGGCCAUCUGGAUCGGGGAAGACAACACUCGUCGACUUGUUGGCUGAUCGCAUUAGCUCUGGAAAAGUGACUGGAACUAUCAUGUUGAAUGGCACCGACAGAGUGACUAAAACGUUUCGAGCUGUAACGAGCUAUGUAGCUCAAGAAGACACACUAUUGGGGUCGUUUACAGUAGUGGAGACCAUGCAGAUGGCAGCUAGACUCAGUAUAUCAAAUAGUGUGGUAAUGACGGACGUCUACUCUCGAGUCGAAAACGUCAUGAACGCCAUGGGACUCAGUGCGUGCAAAAAUACGCUGGUCGGCGACAUUUUCCGGAAGGGCUUGUCAGGAGGCCAAAAGCGUCGGCUCAGUAUUGCCAUUGAGCUGCUUUCAAACCCAAGCAUUUUGAUCCUCGAUGAGCCGACGAGCAGUUUGGAUUCCAGCUCAGCUCACAAUGUGAUGAAGUACAUUCUAAAACUGUGCGGCGAAGGCAAGAAUGUCGUAUGCACGAUCCAUCAGCCAUCGUCACUGGUCUACGAUAUGUUUACCAAUGUCAUUGUGCUUUCUCAAGGACAAACAGUGUACUGUGGCUCUCGCGCCAAGGUGAUCACGCAUUUCACUUCGGUUGGAUUCAACUGCCCAUUGUACAUGAACCCAGCUGAGUACUAUGUUAAUCUCGUCAACACGGAUUUCGAAGACCAUGUUAAUGUCACGAAGCUUGUGCGUUCCUACGACCAAAGUAGCGUGAAGAAGCAGAUUCUGGACCAACUAGCUGCUGACUGUAAGACGCUGCAGCAUCUUCCGGACAUUGAGCAACCAGUGCCGUCGGCGAUGCGGCAGUUUGGUGUGCUCAUGUAUCGCAAUACUUUAAACAACAUUCGCAAUCCCGGCAUUUACUGGAUCCGGUUGUUCAUGUACUUCUGUCUGAGCUUUAUGGUCGGCACCAUGUACCUGAGCACGAACGAGCAUCUAAGUGAAGAGGAUCUGGUCCCACUACUGUUCUACGUACAGGCGUUCCUGGUGUUUAUGUCAGUGGCCGUACUCCCGUUCUUCAUUGAGCAGCGUGUUGUAUUUGCUCGUGAACGUGCCAACAAUUCUCUGAGUGUGGUGAGCUACGUGUGUGCAAACUUCUUAGCGACACUCCCAGGUAUUUUCUUGAUAGCAGUCAUAUCGACAGCGCUUGUGGUGCUACUGGCGGGCUUGAACGCGAUCGAAUACUUCUUGUUGAAUCUAUUUCUGUCCUUGGUGGUGUCCGAGUCAAUGAUGCACGUGAUUGGAGCUGCCGUGCCGCAUUACAUCAUCGGUAUUGCCCUGGGAGCAGGUGUAUUUGGCAUGUUUAUGUUGUGUGAAGGCUUUAUGGUUCCUCGCGACUCGAUCCCGGGGUACUGGAUUUGGGGGUACUACGUGGCAUUCCAUUCCUACUCAUUCGAGUCUUUUGUGUUCAAGCAGUUUGAGAACGAGACGUCAGAUACGGCGAAAGCUAUUUUGGUCAAGUACGGCAUGGAAAAUGUGGAUGUCGUGAAGAACAUGCUGUAUCUAGUAGGAUACAUUGUUGUUUUUCAAAUGAUCUUCAUGGUUAUCCUUUGGAAAUUCCACACUGGUCGUCGGUGA
Molecule: messenger RNA, 1893 nt
Organism: Peronospora belbahrii
Lineage: Eukaryota; Oomycota; Peronosporomycetes; Peronosporales; Peronosporaceae
Source: the annotation of a GenBank genome assembly